AUGGACGGCGACAAAUGCACUAAGGCACAGGCGGCCGAGCACGAAAGUCUGAAACGAUUCGCGUUUGUCGGAGUCGCGGUCUCUACCAUUGCUACUCUGACUGCGAUCAUUGCUGUUCCUAUGCUCUGUAUGCACAUGCAUACCAUCCAGUCUGGCAUUCAGGAAGAGCUCUCUUACUGUCGAACGAGGAACACCAGAAUGCGUGGAGAAUAUUCCAAGCUUGAAAGCGUUCGUACAUUGGCUACUCGAGCAAAGCGACAAUACCCUGAGCUUUGCUGCUCAUGUGGUAUCGGCGCACCGGGACCAGUUGGACCACCAGGAGAAGAUGGUGAUCCAGGACCAGAUGGCAAGCCUGGAAAACCAGGACCUCCCGGAGCUGACGCACCUAGCAAUACCGCCGUGCCAACAAAGGACGAUUUCUGUUUCGAGUGCGAGCCAUCCCCUCCUGGACCAGAUGGUGUACCUGGACCUAUGGGACCGCCAGGACCACCUGGAGGACCGGGAGAGGUAAGGUCCUUUUGA
Molecule: messenger RNA, 522 nt
Organism: Cylicostephanus goldi
Lineage: Eukaryota; Metazoa; Nematoda; Chromadorea; Rhabditida; Strongylidae
Source: the annotation of a GenBank genome assembly